UCCUUCAAGUUUCUGUUGACAUUAUUAGCAGAAAGAGGUUUGAAGGGAACGGAGGAAUUGAAUGAAACAUGAGAUUUCUGCGACAAGGGACUCUGAUUCUCUUUACUGACAUCGAAUUGAAGCGAGCGAUUCAACAACACAGCUUCAAGAUUGCACCAGGAAUCACGCUUGAAUCCUCCGACUCCCCAUUGACAAAGGCGGCGUUGUCUCAAAUCUGGAGCUCCGGUGUUCUAAACGCAUUUGGGUACUGAAGAAUACUCAUCUUCCUCUUCAGGGUAUCAACAAAUUUUCGAAAAUCACGAGGGUUUUUGAGAGCAAAAAUGAAAGAUUUCAGUGUGUUUGUUUCUUCUGUGUUCUUGAGGGGAGAGGAGACUGCAAUGAAGGGAAUUUCAUCAU
Molecule: messenger RNA, 396 nt
Organism: Rubroshorea leprosula
Lineage: Eukaryota; Viridiplantae; Streptophyta; Magnoliopsida; Malvales; Dipterocarpaceae
Source: the annotation of a GenBank genome assembly